Molecule: messenger RNA, 1365 nt
Organism: Perca flavescens (yellow perch)
Lineage: Eukaryota; Metazoa; Chordata; Actinopteri; Perciformes; Percidae
Gene: gjc2
Product: gap junction protein gamma 2
Exons: 2
Coding region: 112-1365 (417 amino acids)
Biological process (GO): cell-cell signaling
Cellular component (GO): connexin complex
Molecular function (GO): gap junction channel activity
Source: RefSeq, a predicted model, not a curated record
GUGAAACGAUGCCUCUGGAUGCCCGCCCAGGAUGACCUACCAUAAAGCAUAGAAUAAGCUCUUGCUUUAGCCACAUGGACAGACUCUAGUUGAAAAGCUUGUUAGAGCAACAUGAGCUGGAGCUUUCUUACUCGUCUCCUGGAAGAGAUCCACAACCACUCCACCUUUGUGGGGAAAGUGUGGCUGACUGUGCUCAUCAUCUUCCGCAUUGUGCUCACAGCGGUUGGAGGCGAGUCCAUCUACUCGGACGAGCAGACCAAGUUCACCUGCAACACCAAGCAGCCAGGUUGUGACAACGUAUGCUAUGAUGCCUUUGCCCCGCUCUCGCACGUCCGCUUCUGGGUCUUCCAGAUCAUCAUGAUCUCCACUCCUUCUAUUAUGUACAUGGGUUACGCCAUCCACAAGAUAGCCCGAAGUACAGAGUUGGAUCGCAGGAAGCAACUCAGGCUCCGCAAAAAGUCUUCUCCUCUUUCCAGAUGGAGAGAAAGCCACCAUCUGGAGGAUGUCUUAGAGGAGGAUGAAGAUGACGAUGCUGAGCCCAUGAUCUAUGAGGAUACACUGGAGGUGCAGGAGGCCAAGCCCGUACCAGUGAGCAGCACUAGCAAAGACCCACCAAAACAUGAUGGCCGCCGAAGAAUUAUGCAAGAAGGCCUGAUGAGAAUCUAUGUUCUUCAGCUCAUGUCGCGAGCUAUUUUUGAAAUCGCUUUCCUUGCAGGACAGUAUCUCCUCUAUGGUUUUCAAGUUAGUCCUUCAUAUGUAUGUAACAGGGUCCCCUGUCCACACCGAGUGGACUGUUUCAUCUCCAGGCCCACAGAGAAAACAAUCUUCCUCCUCAUCAUGUAUGUGGUAAGCUGUCUUUGUCUAGUGCUAAAUGUGUGUGAGAUGCUUCACUUGGGAAUUGGCACUUUUCGGGACACCCUUCGCAUGAAGAGGAACGGCCGACGGACGUCCUAUGGCUACCCGUUUUCUCGAAACAUCCCAGCCUCUCCUCCGGGGUACAACCUUGUGAUGAAGACAGACAAACCUAGCAGAAUCCCCAACAGCCUCAUCACCCACGAGCAGAACAUGGCCAAUGUGGCACAGGAGCAGCAGUGCACCAGCCCAGAUGAGAACAUCCCUUCUGAUUUGGUAAGCCUACACCGGCACCUACGGGUUGCCCAAGAACAGCUCGAUAUGGCCUUUCAAACAUAUCAAACCAAAAACAACCAGCAAACCUCCAGAACCAGCAGUCCUGUAUCUGGGGGUACAAUGGCAGAGCAAAAUCGCGUCAAUACAGUCCAGGAGAAACAAGGAGCAAGGCCGAAAUCAGCUACAGAGAAGGCGGCAACCAUUGUUAAAAAUGGAAAGACCUCUGUCUGGAUCUAG